UAACAUGUGGUAAGAAUAUUGUUUACAACUUUCGUUGUAUUAAUUAGUUUAAUUUUUUAAUGUGUCUUUAUUGUUUAAGUCAAUAACAAAUGGUGUAAAUAUCUUCAAUUUUUUAACAACAAUGAAGAGCAAACCAGUAAAACAUAAAACUACGAAUACUUUUCGGUUUAUUCCUUUUGCUGAAAGGAUUAAUGGCAUAGACAUCCGCCAUGCAGCCCUUUACCACAUUGAACAUGCAUAUACUACACAACCAGAUGAAAAUGAAACACAUUUCUCUCUGGCACUCCAGAAGUGGUAUGGUCUUAACUUAACAGAAAAUUAUAAAAAGUUCCGGAAAGAAGUGUUUGGGAUAGUGACUGUGCCUCAAUUAGUGCACCGCAAAGAAGAUGUGGUCACAAUAUUGGAGAAGUAUUUAAAAUUAGAAGAUCAACUGUGUCUCCAACCAUUACUUGAAAUACUAGUUUCUAUAGCAAAGGAUCUAAGGAGCGACUUUUAUCCUUAUUUCCCAAGAUUCUUAGAUAUCCUCAUUAAAUUAUUAGACACAAAAGAUGCGGAAAGGCUAGAAUGGACACUGAUAUGUUUAGCUUUUCUUUUCAAAGUAUUAAAACCAUAUUUGAAAAAAGAUAUAGCACUUGUGUUAAAACGAAUCAUACCACUCCUGAGUGACAAUCAGCCGCAGUAUAUUAACAAUUUUGCAGCAGAGAGCUUUGCUUUUGUUGCUCGUGAUAUAAGAGACAAGAAGAAGUUCAUUGAACUUAUACUUAAUUACUUAACAACUAAUGAAGAUGCAAUAUCUGGAUGUGGGCAUCUUAUAUUUGAAAUAAUGAGAGGCGUCAGUGGUAAAUUUCACAGCUGCAUAGAAGUUUUUCUGCCAGUGCUACUGCAGAGUCUGAAAGACAAUAAAGAAAACCAGGGUACAUUAUUCAAAGUGCUCACUCAAACAUUUGAGGACAGUUUGCAGACCAUUGCACCAAAAGAAUACAAUAUAUUCUGGGAAAGUGCACUAAAAUUCAUUGAAGAAAUACUUAAAGACAAUGAAGAAAGUAAAGGUUUAGAGUACAUUUUGAGACUUGCAGGUCAGAUCAUCGAGCACAAUAAUGGUAAAUAUUUGACAAAUCCCCCACAGUUUGUUCUACUUUUGGUAAAGGUGAUAUGUGAACAAUCGUCUGAGAAUGUUCUAGAAGUGUGUGCACAGAUUGGAGCUUUACUACUUCUUUCACCAAAUGUAUCCCUCUCUCAAGAACAUGCGGGAAUAAUUGUCAAAGUUUUACUACCUUUACCAUAUCCUUCUAUUUUGAUUAAUUUUGUUCGAAAUGUGAUUGAUUAUCCUCAAUUUGAUAUGCAUAUUUUACCUCCUUUCCUCAACUUUGUUGUUCAGUCAGAUUUUGACAAUGAAGCAAUGUGUACUCUCACUAGAAUUUGUCUGAAGAAAUCACCAUUAUCCAUAAACGGUAUAAAACUUUUUGACUGGGUCAAAUAUCCAAUAGAUUUUGGGAAAUGCCUCCCACAUUUUAUGGAAUAUUUUGAUAAUGUUCUCAGUGAGGAUAUCCAAAAUAUUGUUCAGAGUCCAAUGAAACUUAUGAAUGUGUUGUUUUGUUUGCCGCACAUUGAAAAAAUCGAUGUUGACCACUGUUUAAAAAGAGUCGGUGGACUUAUUUCGAAAUUGCAGAAUGUGCUAAUGAGUUAUAAUAUUGAAAAUCAGCCAGAACACAACAGAUAUCAUUGUGACGUCACAGCUGUGUCCAGAUGUGCCAGAUUGAUACUGUUUAUAACAGCAAAUGCUAUGGAGAGCGCCAUUCAUAUAUCCAGCUGUAAGCGAUUAAGAGAGAUAUGUGAUAUUGACACACUGUUGCCUACAUUACUACCUUGUGCAGUUGAUCCUAACUAUGUAGUUGCUUUGCAUUUAUUAGACUUAUAUCUUACGGCAUAUGAGCAUGAAAAUGGAUUGACAUACCCUUAUUUAUUAUUAGUUGAUUCAUAUCUAAGAAGUAAUGUGUCAUCUCCUUUCCACAUUGUUCGUUUAUUAACUACACAUAUAUACAAAUUAUUUGAAAAUGUAGACGAAUUGAAUAAGACUGUUGAAGCUGGAGGUAGCAUGGAGCGGUUUUCAGUAUUCAGCAGAUGUUAUGCUGUUGAAUCCACUAAUCCUUCUAUUCAGGAAUAUAGAAGUCAGAUUAACAUGUUGCAAAAGAUGUCAUUUAAUUCUAUUCAGUAUGAACUAGCGAAAGAUACAGAGUUUAAAUAUUUUCCAUUAAGUUAUAUGCUUGGUGUUCUAUAUAUUAACUUUAAGUUGCUGUGGGAGCCAGUUUCUGAAUUCAUUGCUGGGUAUGGAAAUUCUUUCACAAUUGAAGAAUUUUGGCCCACUUUCUAUAAGGCAUUGGAAUCGUCAUUUGUAAAUGCAAAGAAAGAUUUGAAGACUUUUCAGUUUGAUAAUGAAAUAGAAAGUAACUAUCAGGUUCUUAAAGAUUUUUACUCAAAGUAUAACAGUAUUUCAGAAAGGCCUGAUCUGUACAACUAUAGAAAUUUAAUUCUGAAGAUUAUGACGAAUUGUAUACAUGUUUGUGAAACUAAAAAUCGUGAUGUUGUUGUUUUGUUUUUGAAUUUUAUUGAUGAAGAAUACAGAAAGAAUGGUAAUGUUAAUGCUUUAACUAUUGAUGUCGAGAUUCGAGAAAAUGGAAAAAUGGAAGUUGAUGAAGAAAUCCCAGAAAAUAUAGAAGAAAUUAUAGAACCUGAGAACUAUAAAGAGUCGGCAUCUGGGAAAAUGAUAUUCAAAACUUUAAUUGGUGUAAUGCAAGUGCUAGCACAGUUCAAGAAUCCCAGAGCUCUUUAUAAGGAGCCUGUGUUUUGGGAUCUUUAUAUGGAAUUUUUGAAACAUAAAAAUCCAGGUCUUCAAAAAUAUGCAUUGGAUUGUGUUCUGAAUUACAAAAACAAAAGUGUUAUUCCAUAUAAAAAUAAUCUGUACAAUUUAGUAGAUGAAAACAAACUUAAAGAUGAACUAACUCAAUUUAAAAUAACUGAGGAUUCAAACAGUAUACAACCAGAAGAUAGAGAGCAUGUAGUCCCUAUUAUAUUGAGAAUUUUAUAUGGAAAAAUGACAUCUAAGUUAGGGGCAGAUAAAAAAGGUGGUGGGCAGACAAGACGAUCCCUAGUUAUGCGAUAUUUAGCUGGUUGCAAUGAGAAUGAAUUGAAAUUGUUUAUAGAAAUGGCUUUCCCACAUUUUAAACAAUACAUGACAAUGGAACCCAAAGAGAUAUUAGAAAAUGUAAUGUCGAAUUUAGAUUUGAAAUCUGUCAUAAGUCCUGGUAAACUUCAUAGUGUUUUAAAUCUAUUUGAAGUUGUAAGAGAGUAUUUUGGAGGGUAUAUGAAAGACGAGUUGCUAAGUCAACUGUUUACAGUUUAUUAUGCUGUAUGUUCUAUACUAGCAAGUAUAUUGGCUCAAGGAGAUAGAGUUCAUGUAGGAUAUAUUAAAGUUUUGAAAAAUCUACGAACACUGGCUAUAAGUACACUGAGAAAAAUGUUCGAACAAUUUGAUAAAUAUCCAUGGAAUAAAGAAGAAUUAUAUGUUAUAUAUGAUACAUUAUUAUGGCCAUUGAUUCCAAAAUUACAUAUUGAAGGUAUACACAGUCCAACUGUAUUAUUGAAAUUGCUGAAUGCUUGGUGUCAGAAUCCGAGAUAUUAUACUUUACUAGUCACUUGCUCAGAAAAAGAUGAUUCUUUAAGUCCAUUGCCAUUUAUCUUCAAACUUUUGUUAGCACCGAAAACUAGUCCUGGAGUAGUCACUACGAUCCUAGAUAUGAUUGAAAAGCUUCUGACUUUAACAGAAGAUGAAGAUGAUAAAGUAGUACCACCUAUUGAAUCUUUUAAAACUUUGCUCGUUGAUGGUGGCGAAAAGAUCGAGGGAGUAAGUGAUAUUAAUUUCGGAAGUAAAAUAUUGAUCCCACACAUUCCCUCUAUACUGGAAGUGAUGAAAAGGCGGAUCUCUAAUUCUGCCAAAUCUAAUACGGUCAAUAAAAGAGAUUUAUUAGUUUUAUCAAGAGUUACUGAGUUGGUUGCGAAUCCAGAAUUAUGUGAUGAAUUACUGAAUCUGUUAUUGCCAAUACUUAUAAAGAAAAUUUGUAUGAACAUGGCAGAAGAAAACAUGGAACAUGCUGUCACUACAAUAAUCAACUUGUUGGGUCACAGCUCUAAUCCAGAACUAUAUUUGAAACAUAUAGCAGUCCUUUUCAACAAAGUUGUUCCUGUGGAAGUUAGAAAAUUACUAUUAAAACUCCUAUUUUCUAUCUCCGAAAAUUCAAAAACUAAUAAAGGUACUUUUAGUCAAAUAGCCAAUGUUGUAUCAGAAAUGAAUGCAUACAACAGAAGAUGGAUAGAACAACCAGAUUUUGAUAGAAGGUUGGAUGCGUAUAAACAAAUUUAUCAACUAUCAGAAAAUAAUCAAAUUAAUGUUGAUCUGGCAAUACUAAUUGUUAAUAAUUGUUUUUAUUUUAUUCGCACUGAGAAAGAUAUUGGGCUACGUGAUAGCGCUGCCUUAUGUUUGAAAAGAAUAUUGCCUAAAUUGCUCAUGAAGUACCGAUCUUCUAAUGAUGGUCAAUUUUUAGUUCGUGAUACCGUUCUAUCUCUGAUAUCUUCUGGAAUUAGAGACACUAAAAAUGAAAUUUUAAGAAAUGAAUCUAUUGCUAUACUUGGAGACUUGGCUAGAGAAUCCCCAGAUGCUGAUGUUGUGUUAUCUGAUUUAGCACAUUUAACAAAUAAUGAAGAUAGAGAAGUUGAUUUCUUUGAAAACAUGUGCCAUCUACAAAUGCAUAGACGUGUUAGAGCUUUGUUAAAGUUCUGUAAAGUAGCUAAGAAACUUACUAAAUGCCCUACACCUAGGACACUCACAAAUUUUAUUCUACCCUUAGCAACAAUGUAUAUUUGUGAUGAUAAAUAUACAGACAAAAAUACACUUAUAGAUGCAUGCAUUGAAGUGAUUUCGACAUGCUGUAGAUUGCUUCCUUGGUAUCACUACGAAGUUAUUCUAAAAUUGUAUUUGAACAAAAUUCGUCAUUCUACAGAGCAUCAGAAACAGUUGACUCGGAUAUUAAUAGGAGUAAUAGACGCUUUUCACUUUGACUUUUCUAAGGUUAAAAGUAUCGAGUUGCCUAAGAGCUUAGUUACAAAUUUGGAAUCGGGAAAAAUUGAAAUAAAAUCAAUAUCUGAUGCAAAUACUGUCAAUAUGGAUAAUGAUAAAGAAGAUCAAAGCAAUUUAGAAGAACAAGUUGCAGAAGCAGACAUUGAAAAUAAACUGAAAGAAGCUGACAAGGAGCUUGAAGAAGAAGAAUCUUUUAGAGAAGUUAAUGAUGCACCUGCUUUUGAAAGGAUAACAAGCGUAUCUCCUUCUGUUGCUAAAAGAAUUAUUAAGUCAUUGUCUGCUGGUUUACUCCCACAGUUAAAUAGGGCUAUAGGAAAAAUGACAGAUCACGAAGAAUCUCAUAAGCUUAAUCGUCGUCGCAUGGGGUUGGAGCGACAGGAGGAAGACAUGCUACGAGUGCCCAUCGCUUUAGCGCUUGUAAAGCUGCUGCAGCGGUUGCCUGGCGAUUUGCUGAGACAUCAGUUAUCAGGGAUAUUUAUAAAACUGUGUUCAUUCCUAAAAUCACCAUUAAAACAAGUAAGAAUAUCGGCUCGAGACGUCGUGAAGAAAAUCAUGGUUACUGUCGGUACUUCGUAUCUUGCCAUUUUGCUCGAACAUCUCACAAUGUUAUUGACCAGGGGAUUCCAAGUUCACGUACUAGUUGCCACUAUUCACACGGUAUUAGAUGCUUUAAAAUCUGACUUCAAAUCUGGAGAAUUGAAUGAGAACGUCCACUAUAUACUUGACGUUUGCACAAACGACCUCUUCGGGGCAUUAUCUGAAGAAAAAGAAGUAGAUAAAUUACAUUACAAAACGCCAGAAGCGAAGCCAAGUAAAAAGAGUUAUGUCACACUGAUGAUUGUAUCACAGAAUAUAACGGAAAACUAUCUUAUUAAUCUUUUAUUGCCUUUCAAAGAGGUUCUGCAAAAGCACCAUUCCAAAAAGAUUGUAUUAAAGGUCCAAGAAGCACUGUUGCAUAUUUCAAGUGGUUUAGUAACGAAUAAGUUUAUAGAUAUAGAAUCACUAUUCGUUUUUCUUCAUGGGAUAAUAUCAGAUAGUAUACCAGAAUUUGUGUUAGGCACAACGAAGAGAGAAAUUACUGAAGAGCAGAGAGAAAAGAUGCUACGUGCGAAACCAGAUUGUUUUAUCAUACCAGAAACACCAAAACGCAAUAGGGAGGCUCAAGCGAAAAAUGUAAAAAUAUCGGGCAAAGUCAAUGCUCAUGUAUUAGUGGAAUUCAGUUUAAAUAUGCUCUAUGUUUUACUUAAAAGAGAAAAGGUGCCAAGAAUGGAUUGCAGGGUGUUUGUGGACCCAUUGAUAUCAUUGUUGGUUGAUGCCUUGAAAAGUGACCAUGUCAAAGUAACCACUGUGGCGAUGAAGUGUAUCGGGACGUUAUGGACGAUCAGAGUCAGUACGCCGACCCUAGAGGAAAUGGUUCAGGAUAUUGUGAAGACGAUAUUCUUGAUACUGCACAAAUAUGCGACCUUUGAAAUUAGUAAACAAAAUGAUAAUUAUCAUUUAGUGAGGAACACGUUUAAGGCAAUAACGGCUUUAAUACGUAACGUAAAAUAUUACAAAUUGGAAGCGGAUCAACUAAAAACUCUUUUACUGUAUGCGGAGGAAGAUUGUCAGAAUGAUGAGAAACAAGCCAAUUCGUUUGCACUGCUUAAAGCCAUCUUGGAUGCUAGAUUGGUAUCGACAGAACUUCACGAGGUAUUGGAGAAAGUGUCCAAGAUCUGCAUAUUGAGCGAGUCGGCGAGAUCCAGGGAUGAAGCACGCGCAAUAUUCGUUAGUUAUCUAACGAACUAUUCACCCGGCAAACGAAUGGAUAAAUACGUUCAAUUCUUUGUCACGCAACUCAAUUACGAGUUACAACAUGGGAGAGAGUCAUCACUCAAGUUCUUAGAUAUGAUCAUUAAUAAAUUACCUAUUCCGCAACUUUGCAAGCAGGGUGACUAUCUACUGUUAGCCCUAGGCGCGUCGAUGUUGAACGACGAGGCGCCGGAGUGUCGCGAGGCGGCCGCCGCUUGCAUCGAGGCGAUGCUCAGGAGGUUCCCCCUGGUCGAAAGGAAUAAGCUGUUCCAACUAGUGCUCAAAUUCUUCCAGGAUACACAGGCGACGAUACAUUUCGAGCUUGCAGCUCAGUUGAGUAUCAGGUUCGUGAACGUGGAAGAGAACGAAUUCAAGAACCGUCUCGACCCCAUCCUGUCUAUAGUAAGCAGUAAAAUAUUGCACCUUAGCAACGACAUAACCGAAGGACGUUUCGUCAAACUACGAAUAGAGGACACCGAGGAGAAAACGGAUGAAGACAAACAGAAGGAGAAAGACCAUAGUUUGAUACAGAUAAUGAAUUUAAUCGAUAAAAUUACAGUCCAUUGCGAGUCAAGUAUGAAAAAUAAUAAGUUUAUCAGUGAAUUUGACGAUUUAGCGCAGCAGUGUCAAGCGUUGUUGGCUUAUCCUCACGCAUGGGUGAGACUGAAAGCAGCUAAGAUAUUGGGUGCUGUAAUAUCGUCAGUGGACCCCGAAGAAUUGGAUAUGAUUGUGAAGAAGAAGGUGGAGUCUGAAAGAGGGUUUAUAUACUAUGAUACAGAGGAUACGAUCCGGAGUCUUGUUCUGGACCUCUGCGCUCAGUAUACUCCAAAUGUUUCUCAAGAAAUGGCUGAACAAGUGACAGCUGUUUUAUUCCUCAUUAUCAAACUCGUCCACGCAAUAUCGAGUUUUAAAAUGUCUAACAAUGUGCAAUCCGAGGAUGAGCAAACAGAAGGUGGCCAUAGAGUCAACGUAAGAUGGAUACUUUUCAAAUUAAGGAAAGCUGUCAAUGUAGAAGUCGCUAAGGCACCUAAUUCUGUUAAUAUUAGAACAUCUAUAUUCACAAUGUGGAUGCAUGUGAUCAGCAUAUUUGAAACACAAGAUCUCAACAAGGUAGUGAACGUAUUGCUACCGCCAAUAGUUCGGGAAUUGUCUACUGGGGAUCCGAUGGCGCCAGCGUCGCUCCCCAAACAGUUAGCCAGUAGACUCGGCAAGAAGUUGAGGCGGAAGAUUGGAGAUGUGGAGUACGGAAAAAUGGUCGCCGAAGUCCAGAUGAAGUUGAAUAUAAAGAGGGCCGAAAGGAAGAAGAUAUUAUUGCAAGAGAAAGUGAAUAAUCCGGAGAAAGCAGCUAAAAGGAAAUUACAAUUGAAAGAGAAGAAAAAGCAAUCUAAGAAGAUCAAGCUAGAGAUGUUGCACGGCAAGCGGCCCCGAGCGAAGAAACGGAAAGCAGAAGAUGUAGACCUCGAAGACGAGUUAUUGAAGGAUAAUGAUUGAAUCCUCAAAUAUUCAGUCGCAAUUCUUAAGAGGAUAAUGUUAUCUUAGUGUAAAAUUUUAAAAUUUGUGUAUUGUCUUAAAGUGGCUUAUCACUAAGCAAAAUUAAACAAGAAAAAAUAUAUACUAGAUAGCGCUGGAGUCGAGACUUGUGGGUUUUGUUGAUUAUUUUGUAAGAAAAGAUAAUUUGAGGUAAAAUUUCUAAAUUGGCCAGUGGUUUUAACGAUUUUUUAACUAUAUAGUAAUAAUUUAUUAUAAUUUCUAUCUUUAUUCUCUUAUAUUGUACAACUUUGUAAAAUAAUACAUACUAGCAAGAAACAUUGCGAUUUUUUAGCUUUUAAUUCGUUCAGAUUAUCUGUUACUUUACAUUCAUGCAUAAUAAUAGAAACCACUCGCCUCUUUGGAAAUUUUACUUCAAAUUAUCUUUAAUUGCAAAAUAAUCAACUAAAAUCACAAGUCUUGAUUCUAGCGUAUUUCUUGUUCAAUUUUGUUUAGUGAACAACCACCUUAAAAGUGACCGCCUACUAAAGUGUGACAAAGUUGGAAUUAUAUAUCAACGAAAAUAAUUCAGUAUUUCUGGAUGAAAACUCUUUGAAAUAAAGACUUCAGUUCAAGUUGAUGCCCAGGGGCAUCAUUUAAUUAAAGGCUAAUUCUUAUACAACUAAUUCUUAUGUUGCUCUGGACACCUGAAAGAGAAUGUUGUAAAUAUUAGAUUGUUGUUAAAUUUAAUAGAUAUGUGAUUGUUUGAUGACAGUAAUAAAUCAUAUUUUAUAUAUUCA
Messenger RNA from Galleria mellonella (greater wax moth), 9189 nucleotides. Its product is annotated as small subunit processome component 20 homolog. The transcript is spliced from 14 exons. Gene Ontology annotation, cellular component: nucleolus; 90S preribosome; small-subunit processome. The record is from RefSeq and is a predicted model, not a curated record. NCBI's taxonomy places the organism in Eukaryota, Metazoa, Arthropoda, Insecta, Lepidoptera, Pyralidae. Bases 122 to 8413 code for a protein of 2763 amino acids.